Molecule: messenger RNA, 279 nt
Organism: Cetraspora pellucida
Lineage: Eukaryota; Fungi; Glomeromycota; Glomeromycetes; Diversisporales; Gigasporaceae
Source: the annotation of a GenBank genome assembly
AUGCUGACUCGAGAAAUUCUUGUGUUUGGUCAUUAUUAUUAUUAUACAAUAGAAUGGUAUCGAAUGGAUAAAGAAAAAGCGUUCAAAAAUUUAUCGAUGCGGAUUGUAGAACUGGAAGCACACCGGGCCGCAAUUGGUGGAAGGUUUAAUAAUGUACUAAAGGCUGCCAACUGCGAACGUCCUUCUGCAAACUUUAUCGUUUUGUCUAAGGAGUUGAAACACGUUGGUUGGUGUGUGCCAUUCGACGAGUACGAUCCUGAUUUUGCUAUUGGUCAUUAG